This is a messenger RNA of Dromiciops gliroides (monito del monte), 3340 nucleotides long. RefSeq names its product VPS54 subunit of GARP complex (gene VPS54). Gene Ontology annotation, biological process: Golgi to vacuole transport; retrograde transport, endosome to Golgi. The record is from RefSeq and is a predicted model, not a curated record. Gene Ontology annotation, cellular component: GARP complex. The transcript has 23 exons. NCBI's taxonomy places the organism in Eukaryota, Metazoa, Chordata, Mammalia, Microbiotheria, Microbiotheriidae. Bases 48 to 2972 code for a protein of 974 amino acids. Gene Ontology annotation, molecular function: syntaxin binding.
ACACAGCAGUAAGUCCCUGAGUUCCAUUUGAGGGGUGAUUUUAUGCAAUGGCUUCAAGCCACAGUUCUUCACCAGUGCCUCAAGCAAGUAGCAGUGAUGUUUUCUUUAAAAAGGAGGUAGAUUCUACUAAACAUAUUCGACCUGUACAGUCACUGCCAGAUGUGUGUCCCAAGGAACCUACAGGUGAUUCACAUAGUUUAUGUGAUGCCCCAUCUCUAGUUGCAGAUCAACAUAGAUGGACUAUUUAUCAUUCCAAAGUAAAUCUUCCAGCAGCAUUAAAUGAUCCUAGAUUAGCAAAAAGAGAAUCGGAUUUCUUCACAAAAACAUGGGGUCUAGACUUUGUGGACACAGAAGUCACGCCUUCAUUCUACCUCCCACAAAUCAGCAAAGAACAUUUUGCAAUAUAUCAACAGGAAAUCUCUCAGAGAGAGAAGAUUCAUGAGAGAUGCAAGACUAUUUGUCCUCCAAAAGAUACCUUUGAUAGGACUGUCUUACAUACUCAUGAUAAAUCCAGGACAGAUCUGGAACAAGUACCUAAGAUUUUUUUGAAACCAGAUUUUGCCUUGGAAGAACCCUUAACAUUUAAUUCAGUUUUACCAUGGUCUCAUUUUAAUACUGCUGGGGGAAAAGGAAAUCGUGAUGCAGCAUCCUCAAAGUUGCUUCAAGAAAAGCUGAGCCAUUAUCUGGAUAUUGUGGAAGUAAACAUUGCUCAUCAGAUCUCUCUACGUUCAGAAGCAUUUUUUCAUGCAAUGACCUCUCAGCACGAAUUGCAGGACUACCUCAAGAAAACUUCCCAGGCUGUAAAAAUGCUUCGAGAUAAAAUUGCACAGAUUGAUAAAGUAAUGUGUGAAGGAUCUCUACACAUUUUAAGACUGGCACUUACCAGAAAUAACUGUGUAAAAGUGUACAAUAAACUGAAGUUAAUGGCCACUGUGCACCAGACUCAGCCUACAGUACAGGUGUUAUUAUCCACUUCUGAAUAUGUUGGAGCCUUGGACUUAAUAGCAACAACCCAGGAGGUUCUACAGCAGGAACUUCAGGGCAUUCAUAGUUUCCGGCACCUAGGAUCACAACUUUGCGAAUUAGAAAAAUUGAUAGAUAAAAUGAUGAUUGCAGAAUUUUCUACUUAUUCUCAUAGUGAUUUAAAUAGACCACUAGAAGAUGACUGUCAAAUUUUAGAAGAGGAAAGACUAGUAUCACUUAUAUUUGGACUUUUAAAACAAAGGAAACUCAAUUUUUUAGAAAUUUAUGGUGAAGAGAUGAUUAUCACAGCAAAGAAUAUCAUUAAACAGUGUGUGAUUAAUACAGUUUCACAGAUAGAAGAAAUAGACACAGAAGUUGUUGUGAAACUUGCAGAUCAGAUGAGAUUGAUGAAUUUUCCUCAAUGGUUUGAUCUCUUAAAGGAUAUUUUCUCUAAGUUCACAGUCUUCCUCCAGAGGGUUAAGGCAACAUUAAAUAUUGUUCGAAGUGUUGUCCUCUCAGUCCUUGACAAAAAUCAAAGGACGAGGGAACUGGAAGAAACUUCAGAACAGAAGAAUGCUGCAAAAGACAAUUCAUUAGAUACAGAGGUGGCAUAUUUAACCCAUGAUGGGAUGUUUAUAAGUGAUGCAUUUAGCGAGGGUGAGCUACCACCUGGAAUAACUGACACUACCUCUCAAAGAAAUGCAUCUCCAAGCAGUGAGCCCUGCAGCAGUGAUUCGGUAUCCGAACCAGAAUGUACUACUGAUUCUUCAUCCAGUAAAGAGCAAAUAUCUUCUCUUACACCAGGAGGUGUUGAGCUUAUGGUCAGUGAGGACAUGAAGUUGACUGACUUAGAGCUGGGGAAGCUGGCAAAUAGCAUCCAAGAGUUGCUGUAUAAUGCUUCAGAUAUAUGCCAUGAUCGGUCGGUCAAAUUUCUUAUGGCAAGAGCCAAGGAUGGCUUUCUUGAGAAGUUGAAUUCCUCUGAGUUCGUCGCGCUUUCUCGAUUAAUGGAAACAUUUAUUUUAGAUACUGAACAGAUCUGUGGACGAAAAAGCAUGUCACUACGUGGGGCUCUUCAGAGUCAAGCUAAUAAAUUUGUAAAUAGGUUUCAUGAAGAGAGGAAAACCAAACUCAGUCUCCUGUUAGAGAAUGAACGGUGGAAGCAAGCUGAUGUGCCUGCAGAAUUUCAGGAUCUUGUUGACUCCAUAACAGAGGGGAAGAUUGCUUUACCUGAAAAAAAAUCUGGAGAGGAGAGAAAACCAGCCGACUUCCUGAUAGUUGAAGGACAGCCAUAUGCUGUUGUUGGAACAGUAUUGCUAUUAAUAAGAAUUAUCCUUGAAUAUUGCCAGUGUGUAGAUAACAUCCCAUCUGUUACUACUGACAUGCUUACUCGUUUGUCAGAUUUAUUGAAGUAUUUCAACUCAAGAAGUUGCCAGUUAGUUCUUGGAGCAGGAGCUUUGCAGAUCGUUGGCUUGAAGACAAUAACUACAAAAAACUUAGCCCUUUCUUCACGCUGCCUCCAGUUAAUUGUGCACUACAUCCCUGUGAUCCGGGCUCAUUUUGAAGCUCGCCUGCAGCCUAAGCAGUACAGUAUGCUCAGGCAGUUUGAUCACAUCACUAAGGAUUACCAUGACCACAUAGCAGAAAUCUCAGCAAAACUUGUAGCCAUCAUGGACAGCUUAUUUGACAAAUUGUUAUCUAAGUAUGAGGUGAAAGCGCCUGUUCCUUCUGCCUGCUUCAGGAAUAUCUGUAAACAAAUGGCAAAAAUGCAUGAAGCUAUAUAUGAGCUCCUUCCAGAAGAACAAACACAGCUGUUGUUUUUAAGAAUUAAUACAAGCUACAAACUCCACAUGAAGAGACAGUUAUCUCAUUUAAACGUGGUAAAUGAUGGAGGACCUCAAAAUGGGUUGGUUACAGCAGAUGUAGCUUUUUACACUGGAAAUCUUCAAGCCUUAAAAGGACUUAAAGAUUUGGACCUAAAUAUGGCUGAGAUCUGGGAACAGAAGAGGUGAUAACAUACUGGAAAACUCUAUUUGUUUCAGACCACAGGAUGUAAUCUGAAAAGAAUUUGAUGCCUGUCUCAAAUAUUUAAAGCAGAGCCCAAAAGCAUGUAUGUGGGGGAAAGGGAAGGGGAAAGUAUCAGUGUUGGGAACUGGAUUCAGUGGGACCUGCAAGGAAUGUCCUUUUUUGUGCAUCCUCAGUGAGGGAUAACUGAUCAGGUGUCUAUAACAUUUUUCAUUCUCUCUGGAAACAGACUCAGGUUUCUUUGGACCAAAUCCAAAAGAACACAUAGCUGUAACACAGCUGUAGUUGACUAGAAUGCUCUAUAUACCUUUAUAUUAAAAAAUGCUUUGCAUUUCUUCCAGUGCAAUGAAAUUCA